GCCAUUCUUUUUGUGCAUCACUCUCUUGGAGCUCCCAAUCGAUAAUGGUUAUGCUGACCACCUCACUGCUGGAGGCACGCAGAGAAAUCACCGCCUGAUCGCAGCAGCUCUGCUCCCGGUGUGGAAGUGGCAUUCAUUGCCCUGGAAAGGUAGAGGAGCCACAAGUAGGUGGAAGGAUCAGAGAGCAGCAGCAGCAGGCUGACAAAGAGCUCUUUGUACAGGAGGUGGAGGAGAAGUAGCAGCAGACGGCUCGGGGGGCUGCCAAGCAGCCCCUUUUUACUUGGGAUACUCUUGCUCCUCAUCUCACCUAACUUUUCCCUGCGCUUGGAUGCGUUGAAGGACCUUCGGGAUCGUAUCAGAAUCCAGUGCCGGGACCGAUCUUUAAGGGAUGUCCAGGAUCAGGAGACAGGGUUGGGGGUUUGGAGCUGUCCUCCUGGGGCUGGUGGCAGCUUCUACUCUGCUGAGUCUCCAGGUUUCAGGUGAAUUUGAGUUACCGGAUUCUAAUGACCCACUGGGGCAAGUGGAUAGCCAUGACCGACUUAUGCCGACACCAAGGGGUUACUUCCUGACGUUUCUGGAACCUGUUAACAACAUCACCAUCGUUCAGGGACAGGUCGCCACCCUCCACUGUAAAGUAGCAGGAAAUCCACUUCCCAAUGUGAAGUGGUUGAAAAAUGACGCUCCGGUGGUUCAGGAACCCAAAAGGAUUACCAUAAGGAAAACCGAAUAUGGCUCACGGUUGAGGAUACAAGACUUGGACACUACAGACACCGGAUAUUACCAGUGUGUGGCAACCAACGGGAUAAAGACCAUCAUUGCCACUGGAGUGCUCUUCGUCAGGCUUGGACCAACACACAGCCCGAAUCCCAACAUCCAGGAUGACUACCAGGAAGAUGGGUUUUGUCAGCCAUACCGAGGAAUCGCUUGCGCGAGAUUCAUUGGAAACAGGAGCAUUUAUGUGGACUCCCUGCAGAUGCAAGGGGAAAUUGAAAACCGAAUUACUGCCGCAUUUACCAUGAUUGGCACAUCGACUCAUCUCUCUGAUCAGUGUUCUCAGUUUGCCAUCCCGUCGUUCUGCCACUUUGUGUUCCCACUUUGUGAGGAGAGCACACGCACCCCAAAACCACGGGAACUGUGCAGGGAUGAGUGCGAGGUACUGGAAAAUGAGCUUUGCAGACAGGAGUACAACAUCGCCCGCUCCAACCCUCUCAUACUCAUGCAGCUUCAUCUUCCAAACUGCGAAGAACUUCCUCUCCCAGAGAGCCCUGAAGCUGCCAACUGCAUGAGGAUUGGAAUUCCGAUGGAGAGAAUGAACAGAUACCAACAGUGUUAUAAUGGCACUGGGACUGAUUACAAAGGAUCUGUUAGCGUGACCAAGUCCGGUCACCAGUGUCAGCCAUGGAGUAGCCAGUUUCCCCAUAGUCACCAGAUAUACAGCGCAGAUUACCCAGAAAUCGGAGGUGGACAUGCCUACUGCCGAAAUCCAGGUGGCCAGAUGGAGGGUCCCUGGUGUUUUACGAUGAACAAGAAUGUUCGCAUGGAACUCUGUGAAGUGCCAGCUUGCCAUACCCGAGAGAACACAAAGAUGGAGAUUCUUUACAUAUUGGUCCCCAGCAUUGCCAUCCCUCUUGUGAUUGCCUGCCUCUUCUUCUUAGUCUGCAUGUGUCGAAAUAAGCAGAAGUCGUCAGAGGCCACACCACAACGCCGCCAGUUGAUGGUGUCACCUAGCCAGGACAUGGAAAUGCCUCUAAUGAACCAACACAAACAACAGAACAAAGUUAAAGAGAUCAGUCUCUCCAGUGUAAGGUUCAUGGAGGAACUUGGUGAAGAUCGUUUUGGAAAAGUGUAUAAGGGACAUCUUUUUGGCACUGCUCCAGGAGAACAGACACAAACUGUUGCCAUAAAGACUCUGAAAGAUAAAGUAGAAGUUGCACUUCGGGAAGAAUUUAAACAUGAAGCCACAAUGAGGUCCAGGCUGCAGCAUCCAAAUAUCGUUUGUCUUCUUGGCACGGUAACAAAGGAGCAGCCCAUGAGCAUGGUAUUUAACUAUUCUCCUCUUAGUGACCUCCAUGAGUUUCUUGUCAUGCGAUCUCCACAUUCUGAUGUGGGCAGCACAGAUGAUGACAAGACUGUUAAGUCUACUUUGGAACCAGCAGAUUUCCUUCACAUUGUGACUCAGAUAGCUGCAGGGAUGGAGUUUCUUUCUAGUCACCAUGUUGUCCACAAAGAUUUGGCCGCCAGGAACAUUUUAGUGUUUGAUAAACUAAGUGUUAAAAUCUCAGACCUUGGCUUGUUCCGGGAAGUAUAUUCUGCAGACUAUUACAAGUUGAUGGGCAAUUCACUGCUUCCUAUAAGAUGGAUGUCACCAGAAGCAAUCAUGUAUGGGAAGACUUCAAUUGAUUCUGACAUAUGGUCUUAUGGAGUAGUGCUUUGGGAAAUUUUCAGCUACGGUCUGCAGCCAUACUGUGGGUAUUCCAACCAGGAUGUUAUUGAAAUGAUCAGAAACCGUCAACUUCUCCUAUGUCCAGAUGAUUGUCCUGCAUGGAUAUAUUCUCUUAUGCUAGAGUGCUGGAGUGAAUUCCCAGCCAGAAGACCUAGAUUCAAAGAUAUUCACUCAAGGCUAAGAACCUGGGAAAAUAUGUCAAACUAUAACAGCUCAGCACAGACCUCGGGUGCAAGCAAUACCACCCAAACAAGUUCUCUUAGCACCAGUCCAGUUAGCAACAUCAGCAAUGCAAGGUAUGUUGGGCCAAAGCAGAAGCCGCAGCAGUUUCCACAACCUCAGUAUCUCCCCAUGAAAGGACAAAUUAGACCAAUGGUUCCACCGCCACAGCUGUACAUACCAGUUAAUGGGUAUCAGCAAAUGGCUGCUUAUUUUUACCCAGUUCAAAUACCCAUGCAAAUGGCUCCUCAGCAGAUGCCACCGCAGAUGAUUCAAAAGCCUGGAUCCCAUCACAGCGGCAGCGGUUCCACCAGCACAGGGUAUGUCACAACAGCACCCUCAAAUAAUUCCAUGGCGGAUAGAGUUGCUCUCCUGGCAGAUAGCACUGACGAGGCGCACCUGGGCAAUGAAGACGUAUCACAAAAUCCUGUCCAAGAAGAGGAAAGCUCUGUACCAGAGACAGAAUUGCUUGGCGAUACUGAUACGUCACAUUUAGAUCAAACAGACAUUCAGUCAGAAGCUUAAAAUGUAUAUCAUUUUUUUUAAAUGGAAGACUUCUACGGAACUGAUUAGACCGGUUCACUUUAACCUGCAAUCACGUGGUGCCUAUAGUCAGAGUUCUUGAGCCAUAAAAAGUACAUUUGUUCAAUCAGGUGCUGCAAACAGCAAACAUGUUAGUAAUUUCGGAGCGUUUGGAAGCUACUCUACUUUUAAAAUAUAAGGUACUGUUGCUGUGCAACAUUCAGCCGUGGAACUGCGCACGUCAUGUGUUCUUGGGACUGUAACUAUAAAGUUAGUGGAACUUUACCACUAUUUAGGGAAAAAAGAACAGGUACUGUUAAAAUAAGUUACUGAACUUCAAAUGCAUAGUUUGGGGAUUUUUACUUUUAAUACUUGUGAUAUGGAUCUCAAAGCGGACUUUUUAACCUGCUAUUGACUGGUAAAACGAUGUCUGCUUUCUGGAGUAGAGUGCAUGCAAGGCUAAGGAGAAAAAGGAGAAUUCUAUGUGUUUUUUUUUUCUCUGUGAACGAGAUGAUCACAACCUUUUUAUUGCCAUGAUAAUUUCAGUCAGAUGCAGAGAAAGUCUGUCAGAAGAUGCUUUCAUGAACCAGAAUAAGAAUCCAUGCACUAACCUAUCAAAGGAAAAACAGAAGACACUAAAUACUGCUUUAGUGUUUUUGCAUCUUUUGUUGGAUGUAGUAAGGGUCUGACUUCAAUUUACAUUUUAUUUUUAUCUCUUUUUUUUUAAAAAAAACUUCACUUGAAAACAAUAGCAGAUUGCAAGAUAUUUUAAACACUCCCGAUUGGAGCCUUUUUAUAAGCAAAUCCGGUUGACAUUUUUUUUCAAAUUACCUUCUUUGUAGGCCAAAAAAGUUCUGACCAGAAUUUUAACAGUAUUGUAAGAAAAGAUGUCUUGUUUGCUCAUAACAAAAUAACUCAUGUACAGACUAAAAUGUAAUUUAUGUUUUAUUGCCUUUUAUAUACCAUUUGAAUAAUGUUGACACCACAAAGCUUUUAUAAUUUAACCUGUUGAGUGCUGGAAAGGUGCACUGUGUGCUGUUCCGGAGGUUUGUUGGCAAGCAGUUUACAUGCCCCACUUGCAAUAUGGUUUAUUGUGUAACUUCUGUUUCUUUGUGUAAAAUGUGUAAACAGGUCGAUUCAUUUCAUGCUUUCGUUUUUUGUAAGACCUGUAAACAUCUUGUAACCCCAGUGCACCGUAUAGUUUCAUGGUUUUUAUGUAAAUUCAGAUACAGUGCAUAACUAAUAAAGGUAAUUCAGAAAAUUUGUAAAAAAAAUAAA
Molecule: messenger RNA, 4462 nt
Organism: Spea bombifrons (plains spadefoot toad)
Lineage: Eukaryota; Metazoa; Chordata; Amphibia; Anura; Pelobatidae
Gene: ROR2
Product: receptor tyrosine kinase like orphan receptor 2
Exons: 9
Coding region: 389-3187 (932 amino acids)
Biological process (GO): positive regulation of kinase activity; cell surface receptor protein tyrosine kinase signaling pathway; protein phosphorylation
Cellular component (GO): signaling receptor complex
Molecular function (GO): ATP binding; transmembrane receptor protein tyrosine kinase activity; protein binding
Source: RefSeq, a predicted model, not a curated record